This is a messenger RNA of Xenopus laevis (African clawed frog), 3342 nucleotides long. RefSeq names its product opioid growth factor receptor-like protein 1 (gene ogfr.L). Bases 254 to 2410 code for a protein of 718 amino acids. The transcript is spliced from 7 exons. NCBI's taxonomy places the organism in Eukaryota, Metazoa, Chordata, Amphibia, Anura, Pipidae. The record is from RefSeq and is a predicted model, not a curated record.
CGGAGCCACUGCUGGAGGCGGGAAUAUACGUGUGGCAGUAAAGCGUUCGACUAGCGGCAGAGGUGUUACGCGAUCACUUCACUUCCUGUCAAAAGUCAAACCCGUUUCCUCCGGCUUUCGGUUUCGAUUCCUGACACAGGAGGAGAGUGAGCGGAAAUCCACACCUUCGGUUCGGACCCGCCCUGUGGCCCCUGGCAACCUGCUGCCCUGCCUGUUUUUCCCUCGUUUGUGGCUGCCCAGUGACAGCGGGAACAUGUCCUGCGAGUGGGAUGUGUAUUGGAACCGGGACUAUGACUCCACUUGGGAUGAUGAAGAAAAUGAGAUCUUGGAGCCUGAUCCAACGAGAACAUUCAAGUGGGGGGCAUCUUGGAGUGCCAGCGCAGCCAGGGACAUGCAGAACUACCGGCGCGGGUAUCCAGGCAAAGAGGAACCGAACAACGAUGAGAUGUUAAAUCUAAAAUUCUACAAGAAUGAGAUCAUGUUUGAGCCAAAUGGAGUGUACAUAGACGACAUACUUGCAGAUUGGCAGGGACAAUAUGACCAACUGGAAAGAAAUCAUUCUUAUAUCCAGUGGCUAUUCCCACUGCAGGAAAUGGGGAUGAAUUGGUGUGCAAAACCACUGACCCAGCAGGAAAUUGAGGCACUAAAAUCAGAUGAAAAUGCCAAAAGGAGGUUCUGUGAGGCCUACAGACUUAUGUUGGAUUUUUAUGGCAUCAAAUUAAAGGAUGAGAAAACUGGGGAAGUUGUCCGAAGCAAUAAUUACAUUGAAAGAUUCAACAAUCUUAAUCGUCAUGGGCACAAUAACCUGCGAAUAACACGGAUACUGAAGUGUUUGGGGGAACUUGGCUAUGAGCACUUCCAAGCUCCACUCGUCCAGUUCUUCCUGGAGGAGACACUGGUGAAUAAGAAGUUGCCCAAUGUCAAACGCAGCACCUUGGACUAUUUCAUGUUUACUGUUAAGGACAGAAAGCAGCGAAAGGAUCUGGUUCUGUAUGCCUGGGAAAAAUUAGAAGACAAAGGGAGGUUUAUAUGGGGGCCUCAUAGGUACCUAAGAAAAAGAACAAAAAAGAGCACAGACAGUAGCAUUAACAAAGAUAACACAGAAGAUGAAGAAAGCAAAAUAUCAGAAGAGGUUAAGGUUGAAAGAAAUAAUGUAGCAAAUAUUGCGGCUGCCAGUGUUUCUGGCACAGAAAGUGCAACUGAAGAGCAGCUAGGAGAUAAUGAGAAAGAGGAAAAGAGUAAAAGUGAAGAACGUUCAGAGAAUGUGACUGAGAUCAUCCUUAAAAAAGACCAAGCAGAUGAGAGGGAACAGGUGGUGACAGGUGAAAGCAGUUUAGACAAACACACACAGAAGGAACUGCCAGAUACUUCUGAGACUGAAGGGGUCGAUGAAGGGAACUCAGAAAUAAGAGAUUUAAGUGAAGAAAAAUCAGAGAUCCAGCAAGCAGGUAUUGAGACUGAACAUACUGUUGAGAAAAAGGAAAAGAGUAAAGGUGAAGAACGUUCAGAGAAUGUGACUGAGAUCAUCCUUAAAAAAGACAAAGCAGAUGAGAGGGAACAGGAGGUGACAGGUGAAAGCAGUUUAGACAAAUACACACAGAAGGAACUGCCACAUACUUCUGAGACUGAAGGGGUCGAUGAAGAUGAAGGGAACUUAGAAAUUAGAGAUUUAAGUGAAGGAAAAUCUGAGAUCCAGCAAACAUGUAUUGAGACUAAACAUACUGUUGAGAAAAAGGAAAAUAGUAAAAGUGAAGAACGUUCAGAGAAUGUGACUGAGAUCAUCCUUAAAAAAGACCAAGCAGAUGAGAGGGAACAGGAGGUGACAGGUGAAAGCAGUUUAGACAAAAACACACAGAAGGAACUGCCAGAUACUUCUGAGACUGAAGGGGUCGAUGAAGGGAACUCAGAAAUAAGAGAUUUAAGUGAAGAAAAAUCAGAGAUCCAGCAAGCAGGUAUUGAGACUGAACAUACUGUUAAGAAAAAGGAAAAGAGUAAAGGUGAAGAACUCUCAGAGAAUGUGACUGGGAUCAUCCUUAAAAAAGACAAAGCAGAUGAGAGGGAACAGGUGACAGGUGAAAGCAGUUUAGACAACAACAAACAGAAGGAACUGCAACAUACUUCCGAGACUGAAGGGGUCGAUGAAGAUGAAGGGAACUCAGAAAUAAGAGAUUUAAGUGAAGAAAAAUCAGAGAUCCAGCAAGCGGGUAUUGAGACUAAACAUACUGUUGAGAAAAAGGAAAAGAGUAAAGGUGAAGAACGUUUAGAGAAUGUGACUGAGAUCAUCCUUAAAAAAGACAAAGCAGAUGAGAGGGAACAGGUGACAGGUGAAAGCAGUUUAGACACAAACACACAGAAGGUGCUUCCACACAUACCUGAGACUGAAGUGAAUGAUAAGCCAAUGUCAGAAUAACUGGUAAACUAGAUGUUAGGGGAGCAGGUAGUGGCAGUGAAGAAGAGUUAAAAGAUGAGGUGGAAGCUAAAGAUAAGAACAGUGAUCGAGGGGCAUUAAAUGAAAGUUGAGAGGCAACUUUCAUAAUGUAUCAAAGGGAGGGGAUGCAAAGAGAAAAAAUCUAAAGAAGACAACAGAGAUCCCUGUUAUAAAGUUGGGGACAGUGUUUCCAGUUUAUGUAAGAAAAUGAAGCUGAAUGACACAAAUGAUACAAAGAACAUAAGCAACUGCUGCAUCAGCCCAGAUGGUGUUAUAAGAGAUUGCUCAAUCAAUGAAGAGAGGCCUAGAGAAGAGAGUACCGGAGUAAAGAACAUGGAUGGUACACAGGCAAAUAAUGAGAUUAAUACAGAAGCGCAGGCCAGGCAGCAGGAAGGUAGUAUAGAACAAAUAGGUAAUGGGAUAUCUCAGGGAACAGGAGGGAUAAAAUUGUAUAAAGAUGGGGCCGGGAGUACAGGAACCAAUGGAAACAUCCCAGUUCCUGACAAUAAUAUGGAAUCAGAAUGAUAAUAUAUGAUCUUUGUUCCUGAGGCCUUUAUUCCAGCUGUUGUCAGAGCAAUUAUCUCGAUGACAAGGGGAAGGUUUGUCACCAAGUCUUGAGUGUUGAGAAGGGGCGGAACAAGGCAAUGUGGAUAAAUUGUGCAGUAGUGUGGUUUGGUCCCCCUCUCAGCAUUUGUUUAGUUCAGUCCUUAAAAUAUCUGAGCCCUGGUGCCUUUGAACUUGCUACACUGUGCAGUGUUCUGCCCUGGUGCUUGGCGUGCUCAGAAUAUUCCGAGUUGAUUUUUUUUGCCAACUUUACUAUUGAGACCUUAAUCAAGAUUUGUACUAUAAAUGCAGUUUGCAUCCUCAUGGUUUUUUCUCCAAAGCAUUUGUAUAAUAAAUACAGUUAUAUCUGA